AUGCACCCAUGGGAUGAUGGGACAAUGAUGGUUGGCACGGGUGGGCUCUACGCUCCGACCAUUCGCCAUCACGACGGUGUCACCUAUAUCAUCUGUACAAAUAUUAUUCACAAUUCCUCCAAUAUCGGGGAUGAGUAUAGUGAACAGUUCAUCAUUCACACCAAAAACAUCCUUUCAGGGGAAUGGUCCGAUCCUAUUAUUUUCCCAUUUCCAGGUAUAGACCCCUCUUUACUAUUUGACGACGACAGAGUAUACGUACAACUCUGCAAGACAGGUCCGGAUUUCGAGAUUUUCAACCUGGAAAUUGACAUCGAAACUGGGAAAAUACUUACAGAGCCAGCACUCAUCUGGACUGGUUGGGCGAAGAAAUAUACCGAAGGGCCCCAUAUCUACAAGAAGGACGGCUGGUAUUAUCUUCUGUGUGCUGAAGGGGGCACCUUUCGUCACCAUAUGCUCAGUAUAGCUCGGUCAAAGAGCGUUUGGGGCCCUUUCGAAAGUCAUUCUAAGAACCCGCUGUACACUGCAUAUGGAACAACCCAAUAUGUCCAGAAUACAGGUCAUGGUGACUUAUUCCAAGAUCAACAAGGGCGAUGGUGGGUGGUCAUGAUCGGAGUGCGAUUAUUAGAAGGACGGUCUAUCAUGGGCCGGGAGACAUUCCUGGCCGCCGCCGAAUGGGAAAGUAAUGAAUGGCCUGUUAUCAAGGGUGUCGUGGCCUCUCGGGGGUCUCCGUCGGUCAUCAAUUCGAACUCUCUAUACCUGUCACCUGAAGUUUCAUGGGUGUACUUGAGAGAUCCGAAUCUAGAAGAUUAUCACAUGUCCGAUAACCGGAUUAAGAUCCGUGCUAGUCCUGCUGGGCUCGAUGAGGUUCAUCGAGCUGUCACUUUUGUUGGCCAGAGACAACGAAAGCUUGUUGGGAUCGCAACCGUUAUAUUGGCGAAUCCUCGUGCGACACGGCACGUUCGAGCAGGGUUGGCGCUCUAUAAGGAUGAGCAUCGCUUCUUAAGCAUCACCGCGGAUUUCGAAGAGCAAAGUGUUAUCUUUGAGGGAAUGAACCGAGCACAAUCAUAUCAAAAAAAUCUCGUGCAAAAGACUUCAUUGGACGAAUACAUAACAUUAAAAAUCAUUUACACGGAGGAAACCCUCAGUUUCGUCUUCGAAGAUGGUCAAGGAGGCUCAGAAUGCAUGCAGAAGGUCGAUACAGCAGUAAUGACAGACUUCGACUUUACCGGCCCGGUGAUUGGGUUGUUUGCAACUGGUGAAGAUGUUGAAGUCGAAUUCUCGGAUUUUGUCGUGGAUGUUGAAGUCUCGAAUGUUGAGUUGCCGUUAUAG
Molecule: messenger RNA, 1329 nt
Organism: Penicillium macrosclerotiorum
Lineage: Eukaryota; Fungi; Ascomycota; Eurotiomycetes; Eurotiales; Aspergillaceae
Product: putative xylosidase/arabinosidase
Exons: 1
Coding region: 1-1329 (442 amino acids)
Biological process (GO): carbohydrate metabolic process
Molecular function (GO): hydrolase activity, hydrolyzing O-glycosyl compounds
Source: RefSeq, a predicted model, not a curated record